Molecule: messenger RNA, 1233 nt
Organism: Anthostomella pinea
Lineage: Eukaryota; Fungi; Ascomycota; Sordariomycetes; Xylariales; Xylariaceae
Source: the annotation of a GenBank genome assembly
AUGUUCGAGGUUCCUCGUGGCAUCCAAUGCGUCAACAUCUACGCAGUUCUGGCAUUCUUCGAGGUCUACAGCUACGAGGUGGCGCAAUACAUCAAUCCUCUCGGCGAUCUGUAUGAAGCUUUUGGACUAUGUGCCCUCUACCUGCUCUUUGUCGAGUAUGCUGCUCCGUCACGGUCAUUCGGCGAUGAGCUCUUCGCAGCAGUCAAGUCAGCGGAGGAGGAACAGAGCACGUUCGAUUGGCCUCGAAUCGGAUGGAUAUUCGUCUUCCAGUUCCCAACCGUCGAGGUGUUGUGCGUCUUCAUUAUCGAAGUCACUGAAGCAGCAGGCCGCUACUGCGUCAACAGUCUUCGGCCCCAAUUCGGCCAUUUCUGGGUCGAAAUCUUGCAGUCAAUCAGCAUCGGUGCUUGCGUCAUCGCCAUCAUCAGCUUCCGCAACCGGAUGAAGAAGCUGAUGAAGGUCCGGCGCGGCCUCGCCAAGAUUGUUUGCUUCAAGAUCAUCGUUUUCAUCCGCUUUGCUCAGGCCUGGGUAUUCAGCAUCCUUUUGGAGCGCAACGUGGUCAAGACCAGCCCGGCAUUCUCGUACAACGACAUCCUCUGGGGUAUUCCGGGUGUUGCGACCUGCGCAGAGAUGGCGCUCUUCUCUCUUGGCUUCUGGUACGCACUCAGCUCAACUGAGUACGGCUCAUCUGCGAAGCCGCAAGAUCGACCACUACCGCUGUGGCGAGCAGUACUGGACGCGAUGAACCCGACUGAUUUCAUACUUGGAAUUUGGCGCAUUUUCCCACUGUUUGGCGAGGUGCACCGUAGCGGAGACUGGAAGCUUUGGCGCGCCGAAGCGAAAAACCGAGGCAUUACCGGUGCUGUUCGAAAGGGUGCCAAGAAGUACACGAACAGGAAGGCUGGGAAGAACAGCCGAUACCAGCAGCUUGAUGAAGGGCUGGAGCAUCUGCAGCAGCCGUGGGAGUCUCACUCACGGACGGCGUCUGGAACGUCUGAUUCUGGGCAAUAUCCCACUGGGCAAUAUACCACGACUUCUAUGAAUGCCCAGCAGAUGUAUCAGCCGCCCGCUGGCCCUCCUUCAGAUGAAGCGAGGGACCACCUCAUGGCUAAGCCCUACCAAGGCAGGUCUCGAUCGACGUCACAGAGCCAGUGGAACGGGCAGAGAUACGCUCGGACGCCAUCUCCGGCGGGCCGAUACAGCGCAGACGAAACAGAAGUGCGAGACUUGGUCUGA